Molecule: messenger RNA, 1227 nt
Organism: Colletotrichum graminicola M1.001
Lineage: Eukaryota; Fungi; Ascomycota; Sordariomycetes; Glomerellales; Glomerellaceae
Product: queuine tRNA-ribosyltransferase
Exons: 3
Coding region: 1-1227 (408 amino acids)
Cellular component (GO): cytosol
Molecular function (GO): tRNA-guanosine(34) queuine transglycosylase activity
Source: RefSeq, a predicted model, not a curated record
AUGGCGUCAAGCAACAUCGGCUCCUCGGCCGCUCUCACGUUUGAGCUUGUUGCUCGUUGCUCCACGACAAGAGCUCGCGCAUCCAUCUUGACGCUUCCCCAUGGCCCGGUGCAGCUCCCCAUUUUCAUGCCCGUCGCGACGCAAGCUUCCCUGAAAGGCUUGACUCCCGAGCAGCUCGAGGAAACUAGCUGCCGCUUAUGCCUCAACAACACUUACCAUCUUGGGUUGAAGCCUGGACAAGAUGUCCUCGACGCUAUUGGUGGCGCACACAAGCUCCAAGGAUGGAAGCAUAACAUUCUGACAGAUAGCGGAGGCUUCCAGAUGGUCAGUCUCCUCAAGCUGGCGAAAAUCACAGAAGAAGGUGUGCGCUUCCUCAGCCCCCACGACGGCUCCCCAAUGCUUCUCACUCCUGAGCACUCCAUGUCUCUGCAGAAUUCGAUCGGCAGCGACAUUAUGAUGCAGCUGGACGACGUUUUGGUCACCACGUCCCCCGAUGCUGCCCGUAUGCGUGAAGCCAUGGAGCGCAGCGUGAGGUGGCUCGACCGGUGCAUCGCCGCGCACAAGAACCCCACCACGCAGAACCUUUUCUGCAUCAUUCAGGGUGGUCUUGACCUCGAAAUGCGACGAGAAUGUACCCGAGAGAUGCUGGCGCGUGACACACCCGGAAUCGCCAUAGGUGGCCUGAGCGGCGGUGAGGCCAAGACGGAUUAUUGUCGUGUUGUUGAGACUUGCACAGAACUUCUGCCCGACCUCAAGCCUCGGUACGUCAUGGGCAUCGGAUACCCAGAGGACUUGGUCGUGAGCGUCGCUCUUGGAGCCGACAUGUUCGACUGCGUUUGGCCGACAAGGACGGCGCGAUUCGGAAAUGCAAUCACUAGAAACGGUGUCAUCAACGUUCGGAACUGGCGGUAUGAAAACGACUUCGGACCUAUCGAGGAAGGAUGCGGCUGCCUAUGUUGUCGAAAGGGGGAUGGUGGCUUGGGCGUCACCAGAGCUUUCAUCAACCACAAUGCUGGCAAGGAGACGGUAGCCGCUCAUUUGCUAAGCAUACACAACGUAUGGUACCAGCUGAAUUUGAUGAAGGGGAUACGGCAAGCCAUUAUCGAGGACCGAUUCCCUGCUUUUAUCAGGCAAUUUUUUGGUGAUUUGUACGACGACAAGUCCAAGUACCCUGAAUGGGCUGUAGAUUCUUUGAAGAGAGUCGGCGUUGACUUAAUAGACCAGUAA